UACCUGUUUUACUUUCACUUUAAUCGUCUCGGUGUGAAGACAGCAAGACUUUCAGCAGAUAUCUUGCUGCUCUCCAGUUGAGUUUCCUGUGAUGAUUCCAGCAGAGACAUUUUGACAACAUCUGCAUUUGAUCUUCAGUUGAAUUGGUCUCUGGUGUUUCCAGCAGAGUGACAUCAUGGCGUCUGCAGCAUCAGUCACAGAUGAUCAGCGUCCUCUGAAGCGCAAUAGCAUUGAGCUCCAGCCUCCUGACAUGUCUGAGCUGAGGGUUGUUCUGCUGGGGAACAGCUGGUCUGAGAGGAGUUCAGUGGGGAACUUCAUACUGGGAGAGACUAAGUUCAACACUGAGGAAGAACCAGACGACUGUCUGAGAGAAAGAGGACGGUUGAAGGAGAAAGAAAUGGUUCUCAUCAACACCCCAGAUCUGCUGCAUCCCAACGUCUCUCAACACAAACUGAUGGAACAUGUAAAAACCUGUGUGAGACUCUCUGAUCCUGGACCUCAUGUGUUCCUGCUGGUUCUACAGCCUGAAGACUUCACUGAGGAACACAAACUGAGGCUCUGCAGAGUCCUGAAACUCUUCAGUGAUCGAUCAUUUGAUCAUUCACUGGUUCUGAUAUCAACACCCAGAGAGGAGAGUCCAGGUUUGAUGGAAAAAUACAUGGAACAGCCUCCAUUAAAAGACCUGAUCAGAAAAUGUGGAAACACGUACCUGAAGCAGAAGAACCUUGAACUUCCAGAGCUGUUAACACGCUUGGAUCAAAUCGUAAAGGAGAAUAAUGAAGAUCAUGUCAUCUGUGAAGUGUUGAAGGAUGCAGGUUCAAUCAUCAGACCAAAGUCUGAACACAUCAAACCAGCUUUAAACCUGGUUCUGUGUGGGAGGAGAGGAGCAGGGAAGACUUCAGCAGCCAAGGCCAUUUUAGGUCAGACAGAGUUUCAUUCAGUCUCCAACUCAUCAGAGUGUGUUAAACAUCAGGGAGAGGUGUGUGGACGUUGGGUUUCCCUGGUGGAGCUGCCUGCCUUGUAUGGAAAACCUCAGGAGGCAGUGAUGGAGGAAUCACUCAGGUGUAUCUCCCUCUGUGAUCCUGAGGGCGUCCAUGUCUUCAUCCUGGUCCUACCUGUGGGUCCCCUCACUGAUGAAGACAAGGGAGAGUUAAAGACCAUCCAGAACACAUUCAGCUCUCGAGUCGAUGACUUCACCAUGAUUCUGUUCACUGUGGAGUCAGAUCCUGCAGCUCCAGCUUUUGUUAACUUUCUGAAGGAAAACAAGGACAUCCAGGAGCUCCGUCAGAGCUGUGGAGGAAGAUAUGUUGUUCUCAACAUCAAGGACGAGCAGCAGAUCCCAGAGCUGCUGGACAUGGUGGAAAAGAUGAGAGCUGAAGGAUCCAGAUGUUUCACAAAGGACAUGUUCACCAGGGCUCAGAUGGAGAAGGCUGUAGAGCAGGAGAACAUUAACACAAGACUUAAAGCUGAACUACACAAUCUAAAACAUAAAAGUGAGAUGGGAACUGAUGACAAAGUUCAGAACGUAGAGUGUCUCAGGAUGGUGCUGAUUGGAAAGACUGGCAGUGGGAAGAGUGCAACAGGAAACACCAUUUUGAACAAAGAACAUUUUAAAUCUACUGUCAGCUCAAAGUCAGUCACCAAGUUUUGUCAGAAAGUAACAGGAGAGAUUGAUGGACGGCCUGUCGCUGUGGUCGACACCCCCGGCUUGUUUGACACGACUCUGUCCAAUGAUGACGUCCAACUGGAGCUUUUGAAAUGCAUCAGCAUGUUGUCUCCUGGACCUCAUGUGUUCUUACUGGUGCUGCAGAUCGGUCGAUUUACACGGGAGGAAAAAGACUCUGUAGAACUGAUCAAGAAGAUUUUUGGCAAGAAUUCAGGAGAUUUCAUCAUUGUCAUAUUCACCAGAGGAGAUGAUCUGAAAAAUCAAACAAUUAAGAGUUACAUAGAAGAAGACUGUGAUGACUUUUUGAAAAAGCUGAUAAAUGACUGUGGAGGAAGAUACCAGGUCUUUAAUAAUAAGGAAAAGACAGACCGCUCACAGGUCAGAGAGUUACUGACCAAGUGCAACAAAAUGCUGAAUGAAAAUGGAGGCAGCUGCUACACUUCAGAGAUGUUUAAAGAGGCCGAGGCAGCGAUACAGAAGGAAGUGGAGAGGAUCCUGAAAGAGAAAGAAGAAGAGAUGCUGAGAGAGAAGGAGGAGCUUCAAAGAAAACAUGAGGAGGAAAUGGAAGCAGUGACGAGAAGAAUGGAGGAUCAGAGAGCAGAAAUUGAACAGGAGAGAAAACAGAGAGCCAAACAACUUCAAGAAAUGGAGGAAAACAUCAAGAAGGAGCGCGAGGAGAGACAGAAAGAACAGGAAAGGAGAGAGGAAGAGGAAAGGAAGAAGAAAAGGCAAGAAGAAAUUCAACAACAGGAGUGGGAACAAAAACAUCAACAUCUAGAGAAAAAAAUAAAGUCAGAAUCAGAGGAAAAGGAAACCAUUGAUAGAAAGCUGGAGCAGAGCAGAGAGGAGAUGAGGAAGAAACAAGAGGAGUGGGAGAAGGAGAGGAAAGAAUGGUGGGACAAACGAUAUCGAGAAGAUGAACGGAGACGACACAAGGAGGAAACAAGACUUCAAAAGCUUCAAGAAGAAUACGAGCAGGAAAGAGAAAAAUCUGACAACAAGAGAAAAGAAGAAGAUCGAAUCAGAAGAGAACAGGAGGAGAAGGAGAGAAAAGAAUUAGAGGAAAACUAUAAGAAAAAACUGGAGGAAAUGAAGAAGAAAUAUGAAGAGGAGGCCAGAAAACAGGCAGAAGAAUUCAACGAGUUCAGACAGAAAUACACCAAAGACUUUGCAGCCUUGGUAGAGAAACACAUGGAGGAAAUACAGGAACUGAAGCAAAGACAUGAAACACAACUGCAAGAGACAGAAGAGCAGCGUAACAAACAGUACAAUCUGUUACAAGAGCUCUCAAGUCACAAAGAAAAAGGACUGAAAGAAGAAAUAGAGGACUUGAGAAAAAAGCUUGAACCAGAAAUAGAAGAUUUAAAAAUGAAAUACCAAAAGAAAUGUAUCAUGUCUUGAUCAUUAUGAUGUUAGCAGAGCGUCAUUACAGCAGGCAUCUGGGCCAGUGAACAGUCUUCCCUGAAAUUGAAACAUUUAAAUGUCAGGCUAGUACAGUUUGAUGAUUUAUUAAGCCAAAACCAAAAGCGAGCACACUUACAAGUUAGCUGAGUCCAAAGAAACCAAGGGGAAUAAUUCAAAAUGAACACACACUGUAAAAAUUAUCAAGGUGGUUUAACUUAAAAACUUCAUUUGCUCAAUGCCUUAAAAAUGUGAGUAAACUCAACUUUAAGAAAAGCUUUGUUUCAACUAUCCAAGUAUCCUCAGUGUACAGAUACAACUAUUUCAACACCUGCAACACAUUAUAUUGUCCAGUUAAACAGUGAACUGUGUGUAGAAACAGUUGAAACACAUUAUAUCUGUAGCUCCAUCUGCAGCCUGAUGCUCUCAGUAACCAACCUCAGGUUCCUGCAGUAACGCUUCACCUCAGGACUGAAUGACUGAUGUUGGCCAGGCUCAGUCAUUUCUAUAGCAGCUGCCAUUUUCACACAGACCAGAUCAGAUGUGGCUCAUGACAUUAAAUAUCUUGGUUUCUGCCUGGACAGCAAAUUAAACUGGGAAAAAAAACACAAGACCGAAAAGACAUUAUUUUCAAGUCAUUUUUCCUAAGGAAACACCGUUUAUCAAGGCACGAUAGUCAGUGUUCUUUUUUAUUCUGUGCUUUGCUGGGGAGGCAGCAUUACUGUUGAGGAUAAAAAUUGGGGCACUAAUUUGAUUAAAAAGGCUUGCUCUGUGAUUGGCCUCCCCGCUGAGUCACUCAAGGUCACUUUAGAAAAGAAAACAUGUACCAGACUGAAGAAUAUCAUGGAUCUUGUAGACCAUCCUCUCCACAGUGUCCUUAAGACACUUAGUAGUUCCUUUAGUGGCUGAAGAUACCUCAGUGUUCUACUGAAUGGCUCAGAAGAUCUUUUAUCCCAACAGCAAUUCGAUUCUUUAAUGAAUAUUUCUGAUUUUUGUUUUUAAGCUCUUAAACUGGUCACAUUUUUAAAAAACCAUCAGCUCGAUCAAGGGUCUAAAAGCUUUAAAUAGGUGCAUUUUUUUCUUGUCUUGUCUGUACAUAUUGUCCUUUUUGUUUGUACUUUAUGUUGUGUGACGUGAGCUGGUGGCAAUUAUUCUAUUCCUCUGCUAACAAAGUCUUACAUUGGGCCUCAGUGCACUUUCAGAUAAUCUCUGGGUAAAUCAAUGAAACACAACUGCUUGUAUAUUUUUAUACAUAUAUGUGUUGAGUGAAGUUUUUUUCUAUAUAUUUAAAACUAAUAAUUGUGCUCCUUUUUAAACCUUAUUUCCACUGGCUGUGCCCUCGUAGUUCAGGGAUUAAGACACUGACCCCAGUUUAUGUCCGGCCGGGGAUGUCAUCUCUCUACAGUCUGUUUUAAAGACACAAAACAAACGUUGUUUCUUGUCACUUUGAAUAUUAUUUACCAUCUUAGUGUCCAGAUCUUCUGGGAAUAAAGUUUUAUAUGUUUUA
This is a messenger RNA of Micropterus salmoides (largemouth bass), 4574 nucleotides long. RefSeq names its product cingulin-like. Gene Ontology annotation, molecular function: GTP binding. The transcript is spliced from 5 exons. Lineage: Eukaryota; Metazoa; Chordata; Actinopteri; Centrarchiformes; Centrarchidae. The record is from RefSeq and is a predicted model, not a curated record. Bases 176 to 3067 code for a protein of 963 amino acids.